Messenger RNA from Exophiala mesophila, 1559 nucleotides. RefSeq lists its product as uncharacterized. The record is from RefSeq and is a predicted model, not a curated record. Bases 1 to 1518 code for a protein of 505 amino acids. Gene Ontology annotation, molecular function: transmembrane transporter activity. Gene Ontology annotation, cellular component: membrane. NCBI's taxonomy places the organism in Eukaryota, Fungi, Ascomycota, Eurotiomycetes, Chaetothyriales, Herpotrichiellaceae. The transcript has a single exon. Gene Ontology annotation, biological process: transmembrane transport.
AUGUCUUCCGAAGAUCCCAGAUCCCAGUUGUCCCCAGUCGACAGCACCAAGGAUUUCAAAGUCCUCCAAGACAAUGAGGCCAAUAUCUCUAACAAUCUCACGCCAACAAUUUCGGCGAGUGUUGCCAUCGACCCUGAGGCAGAACGACGGCUAGUCUGGAAAUUCGAUCUCCGUAUUCUCCCUACCUUGGCUGUCAUGUACCUGUUCAACUCCCUCGACAAGAGCAACCUAGGCAAUGCCAAAACCGCGGGCCUUGAGGAGACACUUGGGCUGACCGGCAACCAAUACAGCACCGUUCUCUCCAUCUUCUUCAUUCCUUACGUCCUCACCGCUCCCGUCUUAGGCAUUGCCGGCAAAAAAUACGGCCCGAGCAGGGUUCUCCCCUUGAUGAUGGUGUCAUUUGGCUUUGUCACCCUCAUGGUGGUCGCCGUCCAGACUUUCGCCGGAUUACUAGCCAUUCGUUGGUUCCUAGGCAUGGCUGAAAGUGCUUUCUUUCCAUUGGUCAUCUACUACCAGACUACCUUUUACCGGAGAGGAGAGCUCGCCCGCCGACUGGCCAUCUUCUAUGCCGCCUCGUCCAUCGCUUCUGCUUUUGGUGGCCUCUUAUCUUACGGCGUGUUUCAGAUCCAUUCCGGCUCAAUUGCAAACUGGCGUUAUCUCUUCGUCAUCGAGGGCAGUGCCACCAUGCUCUUCGCCGUCUUUGCCUUCUGGUAUCUCCCAUAUGACGCUCAGAGUGCCAAGUUCCUCACCCCUGAGGAAAAGCAAUUGGCGUUCUACCGGAUGCAAGUUGACUCGUCAUCCGUUGUCGGCGAGAAGUUCGACUUCCGUUCCGCCAUGCGCAUCUUCAAGCACCCGACCAGCUGGAUUAUUCUCGCCAUCGAAAUCUGCCUUGGCGUACCUUUGCAAUCGGUCUCGCUAUUCCUACCCGUCAUCGUGAAGCGACUUGGCUACUCCACCGUCAAGACCAAUCUCUAUACUGUGGCACCCAACAUUUCUGGCGCCGUCAUGCUUCUCGUCCUCGCCUUUGCUUCCGACUACUCUCGUUUGAGAUUCCCAUUCGUUGCCUUGGGAUUCGCUUUCACAUGUAUCGGCUUCAUCAUCUACGCCACGGUCGAUAUCCACACUCAACUUAAUGUAGCUUACUUCGCCUGUUUUAUGCUCACCUGGGGCACCAGCGCUCCAAGCGUCAUCCUGGACGUGUGGUACAAUAACAACAUCGCUGACGAAAACAAGCGCAUGAUGCUGACAAGUGUCGGUGUCCCGAUGGCCAACCUGAUGGGUGUGGUCUCUAGCAACAUUUUCCGAGCCCAGGACGCCCCUAAAUACAUGCCUGCUUUAGUCACCACGGCGAUAUUCGGUGGUGUAGGCUGCAUCCUCACUUGUGUCCUCGGAGCCUGGAUGAUCAUCGACAACAAAAGACGAGACGCUCGUGAUGGCCGGAAGAUCAAAGCCAUCGACAUCCCAUCCGAGCUCCUUGCGGACGGUCCGAACAGUCCACAAUACCGGUGGUUCUUGUAGGGGGAUCUUGUGGGUGUGGCGUGGGCAGCAGGGUUUGGAGU